Messenger RNA from Python bivittatus (Burmese python), 1767 nucleotides. The record is from RefSeq and is a predicted model, not a curated record. Lineage: Eukaryota; Metazoa; Chordata; Lepidosauria; Squamata; Pythonidae.
GGAGAACACGCCAUUAGGGGCUAGCUUGGUUGUCAUCCGGGUCUUUGGCUCCUUCCCGGACUACUAAACCUGGCCGCCGUUUCUCGUCGUCGUGCGUGUGCUUGUUGCUAGGAUGCGAAGCUGUGUCUGCCAGGAUUGCUGAUAAAUGAACUCAGUGUAACCUGUUCAGCAAACUGGUUAACUGGACCCAGCCUCUCAUCCGGAUUAGCGUGCGUGGGAUUGCAGCCCUAACCUGAUUGAGUGUGGCUUUCUUCAAAAGAGGCAUAGUUUUCCGUAGUGUAAUUGGAUUGAUGCCGCCCCUCCCAUAGCCUGCCUGCCUGCCUGCCUGCCUCUUUUGGUGGGAGAAAGAGAUGACAUCGCGGGUUGUCCUGCUUAUUUCUUCCCUUCCUUAUCGGUGAGAGGAAGAAAGUAAGGUCAUGUUCCCUAAUGUGGUAUGAAUGAGAGGGACUCCACUAUACAUCUGCCACAAUCCUUUUGUUUGCCAGUUGCAAAGGCAAGAACAGGAAGAUGGGAAACAGUGCCUUAAAAGCACAUUUGGAGACAGCCCAAAAAACAGGAGUAUUCCAAUUAACAGGAAAAGGCCUUUCUGAGUUUCCUGAAGAUCUGCAGAAGUUGGCAAGUAAUCUCAGAACGAUAGAUUUAUCCAACAAUAAGCUUGAAUCACUCCCACCUUUUAUAGGAAAGUUCUCUGUAUUGAAAAGUCUUGCUUUAAAUCACAACAAACUGACUGCAUUACCUGAGGAACUCUGCAAGCUGAAAAAGCUGGAGAUUCUGCAUCUGAACAAUAACCAAUUGACACGUUUACCUAGUAGCUUUGGACAACUUGCAGCACUAAAGACUCUGAGCCUUUCCGGAAACAAGCUUCAAACUAUACCUGUUCAGCUAGGUAGUCUUCAUCAUAUAGAUGUGGUGGAUCUCUCCAGAAACCAAAUCCAGAGUAUUCCAGACACAGUUGGAGAGCUGCAGGCUAUUGAACUGAACUUAAAUCAGAACCAGAUUUCCCAGAUCUCCUCACAGAUCUCUCAUUGUCCACGCCUCAAAGUUCUGCGUCUUGAAGAAAACUGCCUAGAACUAAGUGUACUUCCUCAGAGUAUUCUUAGUGAUUCUCAGAUCUCUCUACUUGCUGUAGAGGGUAAUCUUUUUGAGAUCAAGAAACUCAGAGAAUUGGAUGGAUAUGACAAGUAUAUGGACAGAUUCACCGCUACAAAGAAAAAAUUUGCCUGAAUUGCUGCGUCAGCUUUAUCUCUUGAAUGAAACGGCAACAAGAAAUGUGACUGAUGUAUGGAUCCAAAAUGCAACUAGCCUGUUGGGAGAAUGACAUUCAAGCCUUUAUAUAAAGGCAAGAGAACAGUGGCCUGUUGGUUUCAAAAUACCUUAAUAGCUUAGAUAUAACAAAAUGAAUCCCAGAAUUGGUGAACUUGGAUAUAAUGCUUAACAUCCACUUGUUAAGUCUCCAUCUUCAGGGAUUAUUAAGAAAAUUACAAAAUGAUCUGAGCUGAAGAGGUUUUAUGAGAGUUCCUGACAGCUUCAUAUGUAGGAGGCAGAGUAGAUGGAGAUAAUGGCUGUGUGUACAGGAUCAACAGCCAGGAGAGUCACUAAUUCAAUACCAGAUUCACUCCGCAAUGCAAAGUCCAUCUCUUGGCUUUAAAUAUUUUAUAGUGUAUGUAGGGCUGGCCAUUUAAAAUCAUGUAUAUUUGAAGCACAAAUUGUGGAUGAGCUGAUAUUGGUUUAACAUAUAUAAUCAAAAAUAGCUGUCCUAAUUCACAU